CUGAGGACGACGCUAGAGACUCUUCUGAACCUGACACUGGAGACUCUUCUGAACCUGACACUGGAGACUCUUCUGAACCUGACACUGAAGACAGUGCUGAUUGGAAGGAGACCAGAGAACCUGCGUCAGGCUCAAACUCACUGAAAAAUAGACAAGAAUCUGUCAAUGAUUCACAACGUAGUGCUGUAAAGAAACCAUUUGGCUGCUCUUUGUGUACGAAAAUGUUUACAUAUAGAAGCAAUGUUCAUCAACACAUGAGAAUCCACACAGGAGAGAAACCAUUCAACUGCUCAGUCUGUAAGAAAGCUUUUUCACAGAAUAUACAUUUAAAGGAACACAUGAGAAUCCACACAGGAGAGAAACCGUUUAGCUGCUCAGUUUGUAUGAAAUAUUUUGCAUUGAAUGGAACUUUAAAAAAACACAUGCGAAUCCACACAGGAGAUAAACCACACAGCUGCUCAAUCUGUAAGAAAGCUUUUUCAAAGAAUAUAGAUUUAAAGAGACACAUGAGAAUCCACACAGGAGAGAACCCAUUCAGCUGCUCAGUCUGUAAGAAAGCUUUUUCAAAUAAUAGAAAUGUAAAGCUACACAUGAGAAUCCACACAGGUGAGAAACCAUUCAGCUGCUCAGUCUGUAAGAAAGCUUUUUCAAAUAAUAGAAAUGUAAAGAUACACAUGACAAUCCACACAGGAGAGAAAGCACACAGCUGCUCAGUCUGCAAGAAAGCUUUUUCACAGAGUGGAAAUUUAAAGGAACACAUGAGAGUCCAUACAGGAGAGGAAAUAUACAGCUGCAAUGUUUGUGACAAAAGAUUUAAAUGGCGUAGUGAUUUAAAAAGACACAAGUGUGUUGGUCGUCAGUCCUCACAGCUUAAUGAAAUUCAAACGGAGGAUAACGGAGAGGCAGAGCCUCCAAUCAGCAGCUCAGCUGAACACAUGGAAACAGAAGCUGAUGGAGAGGACAAUGAAUCAGUCUUAUGACAGUUCACACAUGAGAAAAAUCUGUCUGACUGGAUUAACAUUGUUGCACAACAGUCAUAUAAGACUUAACCUGUUGAACCCCAUCCCCCCGCCCCCGGGCGGAAAAAUGCAUCAUCAACAGGAAACAGCGUAUUUCUCGUUUAAUAAUCGUUACCUUUCCUCAGGACCAAGUUCCCGUGUCCUGCCUUUCACGUGCUGAUCACCCACUGCUCAUUUAAGGUGGACUGACCUUUACAAUGGACCAGCUAGUCUUAGAAUAUUAAUGCAUAAGUUUUGUAAAGUGAUGCUGGACCAAAAACGUGCCGUUGGGUUGUGUGCUCUCUGCAGGACGGGGUCUGUACUCAAAGAUUGUUUAUGAAAUGAGAGCUUCACUCUGUUUUUGUUGUCCAAACGAAGCCAACCAUGAUACGUCUUCUUUCCAGCAGAUGGCAUAAAUGUUACAUCCUCCCGUUCAACUGUCAUCCACAUAUUAAUGAUUCAAAACAGCAAUGUGUAAGAUAUGGCUCGUAAUUGACUAUUUCAACAGAAUGUGAAGAGGUUACAGUCUUGAGGCCAUGUCCAAUAUGUUUAUGUUUUGUUUGAUUAAAUCUACUGAAAGGAG
Gymnodraco acuticeps is the source of this 1581-nucleotide messenger RNA. RefSeq names its product gastrula zinc finger protein XlCGF71.1-like. Gene Ontology annotation, molecular function: DNA-binding transcription factor activity; RNA polymerase II cis-regulatory region sequence-specific DNA binding. The coding region runs from base 222 to 980 and encodes 252 amino acids. NCBI's taxonomy places the organism in Eukaryota, Metazoa, Chordata, Actinopteri, Perciformes, Bathydraconidae. The record is from RefSeq and is a predicted model, not a curated record. Gene Ontology annotation, biological process: regulation of transcription by RNA polymerase II. The transcript has a single exon.